AUGCACAUAGGCACCUCCCUCCAGCACUACUUUCUCGAGGGCAUGUGGUCCCGGCCUGCCGACUCGGCGCCUGACACGCCAGUGGUAUGGCGGCUGGUCAAGUCGCCGCGCCUCCUCACGAUCUUCGCCAGCGGGGCCCUCCUCUUCGAGCUCUCCUUCGCCGUGGCUCCCUUCAGCGGACGCCUCUCGCCGCUCUGGUGCGCCCACGGCCUCGCCUUCCACGCCGGGAUCCUGUGGCUGCAAGGGCUGGACUUCGUGUCGUUCUGGUCCGCCUCGCUGCUCGUGUUUGCCUUCCCGCUCUCCUCCCUCCUCUCCGCCGACUUGCGCCACGCCUUUGAGCAUGAGCCGCUAGAAGACGGAUUCUUGCACGAGCCGCUCUGGCUGCUGCCGGCCGCGCUGUACACCCUGCUGCAGCUUCUGACGGCGGUGUCGCUCUACGACCUCUGGCGCGCGCUCGACGACAUCCUGCCCUUCUCGUGCUGCCCGAUGUUUAUGCCCCCGCGGAGCCCGUUCGACCCGCUCCCAAAGUGGCAAACCAUGACGACCGCGCCGCUGACGGGCAACAAGCUGCCGCAGCGGGUCGUCUGGUUCGGCGCAAAGAUGGAGCAGCUGCUGCAGCUGCAGCAGGCAGGGCUCGACGCGUUUCGCGCGUGCGUGGACAGGCUGCCGCAGCGGACAGCAGGACCACCGGCGGACUGCGGCUUCUCACCCCCGACGGCGGUGCUCAAGGGCGAGUGA
This is a messenger RNA of Emiliania huxleyi CCMP1516, 738 nucleotides long. RefSeq lists its product as hypothetical. The record is from RefSeq and is a predicted model, not a curated record. The coding region runs from base 1 to 738 and encodes 245 amino acids. The transcript is spliced from 6 exons. NCBI's taxonomy places the organism in Eukaryota, Haptophyta, Isochrysidales, Noelaerhabdaceae.